UGAAUAUUGGCCGAGUGGAGAUACAGCAUAUGAUACCACUCAAGUUACACGCAAGCAUGAACAGAUCAUAAAGAGGGGCGCGUCCCAGUGUCGAGUUGCAUGUUUCCCGCAGCGCAUUUACAUCGUCAGCAAAAUGGCUUCCCCAGCUGCUCAACCAACAGCUGAACGUGCUGAAAGCCCGCCUGAUGUACCUGUCGUACUAGAAGCAGAAGUACCAUACCCAACACUAUAGAUAAAAUGGUGGCUGAUGAAGAGUAGGACGAUGGCGGAGACACUGAUUCGACAUUGGACCUCGGAGAGGGUUCUUCCAGUUAUAUGACAUCUCUCAAAUCAAGCAUCUUUAGCUACAGAUAUGAGCACGGCCGUCGAUAUCAUGCAUUCCAUGAAGGAGCAUACUUAGUGCCAAACGACGACGAAGAGCAGAACCGCAUGGAUCUGGUCCAUCAUAUCUAUAGUCUUCUUCUAGCAGGGAAGCUGCAUACUGCCCCAAUUGACAAUCCCCAACGCGUCCUUGAUCUGGGCACAGGUACUGGCAUCUGGGCAAUCGAUUUUGCAGAUGAGCAUCCUUCAGCCGAAGUAGUCGGGACAGAUCUGAGCCCCAUCCAGCCGGACUGGGUUCCUGCCAACUGCGUUUUUGAAGUCGAUGACUUUGAAGACCCGUGGGUUUACAAGAAGCCGUUCGACUACAUCCACGCUCGAGAGCUUGAAGGAUGCAUCGGCAACGAGCAGCAGUUCUUUGAUCGCGCGUUCGAAAACCUCAACAGCGGCGGUUAUCUCGAACUCCAAGCCCAGCGUGGUUUCUUCAUGUCAGACGAUGACUCGAUCAAGAAAGCUGUGAAUGCAGAGGUCUGGGCUGAAGCAGUUCGCGACAGCAGUAGCAAAUUUGGAAAGCCUAUCGACUGCGCCAUGAACUGGAAAGAAAAAGUGAUAAAGGCGGGGUUUGUGGAUGUUCACGAAGAAGUCAGAAAGAUUCCAAUUGGUGCCUGGCCUAAAGAUCCUGUCCUGAAGGAAGUUGGCAAAUGUCAGGUUGUUCAGUCUUGUGCAGCCAUUGACUCGUACACUCCAAUGCUGCUGGAAAAGGUCCUUGGAUGGUGCAAAGAGGAAACCCAGGUCCUUAUGGCGAAGGCGAAAGGGGAGCUCCGAAACCCCUCUAUUCAUCUAUAUCUUCCUGUCUAUUUCAUCUGGGGGAGAAAGCCAUAGGAGUCCGACCUCUGGCUGUCAGUACUGGGGAGGACAUGAUUUUGAAUAGUACAAGUGAUGCGAAAGGCAAAUUAAAAGUUCAAAUAAGUCCACUGAAUUAUAUAGGUAACUUACGUUGCGCAAAUCGUGACGAGAAAACGGGCUGCACUCGCAAGCUCUCCGCUUGUCGUCUUCGGCUUCGCCCGACCAUGUUCAACGUAUGGAUGCCAAUAAUCUUUACCAUGGCCACGAAGCCAUUGCCGAG
Molecule: messenger RNA, 1444 nt
Organism: Fusarium verticillioides 7600
Lineage: Eukaryota; Fungi; Ascomycota; Sordariomycetes; Hypocreales; Nectriaceae
Exons: 8
Coding region: 316-1200 (294 amino acids)
Molecular function (GO): methyltransferase activity
Source: RefSeq, a predicted model, not a curated record